Diceros bicornis minor is the source of this 945-nucleotide messenger RNA. RefSeq names its product oleoyl-ACP hydrolase (gene OLAH). Bases 1 to 945 code for a protein of 314 amino acids. The record is from RefSeq and is a predicted model, not a curated record. Lineage: Eukaryota; Metazoa; Chordata; Mammalia; Perissodactyla; Rhinocerotidae. The transcript has 7 exons. Gene Ontology annotation, biological process: lipid biosynthetic process.
AUGAUAGCAACAGCGUCCCUACCAAGAGAACUGCCCAUUGGCUUCGUGUUAGAUGCUAGCGCUCACCUGCAGGAAGAGGAGCACAGAGUUGCCAGUUUCAGACUGUGUAUUGAAGCAGCAAUGGGGCCAGGCUGCUUUCAUUCAGAGAGUCUGGAAUUUUGGAACGCGCUUGGCAGAGGGAAUGAAAAAGUUGUGAACUGCUUAUACCAAAACCCUGAUGCAAUUUUUAGGCUGAUUUGCUUUCCCUGGGCAGGAGGUGGCUCUAAUUAUUUUGCCAAAUGGGGCCAAAAGAUUCAUAAUUCACUGGAAGUGCACUCCAUUAGGCUUGCUGGAAGAGAAAGUCGAUCGAAAGAACCUUUUGCUAGUGACAUCCACCAGGUAGUUGAUGAAAUUGCUUGUGCUCUGCUGCCAGUCCUCGAGGAUAAACCAUUUGCAUUUCUUGGCCACAGUAUGGGAUCCUACACUGCUUUUAUGACUGCACUGCACCUAAAACAAAAACAUAAGCAAGAACCAGUGCAUUUCUUUGUGUCAAGUGUAACUCCUCCUCAUUUAAAGGCCCUGCCUCAUAUUCCCGAAGAAGUAGAAUGCACAGAAGAAAGAAUUCGCUGUGUCCUCAAGGGUUUUGGUGGCACCCCCAAGGAUUUUAUUGACGACAAGGAACUUUGGCAAGCAUAUACUCCCAGACUGAUGGCAGAUGCACGCAUUUUUAGAAAUUACACUUUUGAUAGACCAUCUGAGGCUCUUCUUUCCUGUGACUUAACGUGCUUCCGUGGAUCUGAAGACAUAGUGAAGGAUAUGGAAGCCUGGAAAGAUGUAACCAGUGGAAGUGUUGAUAUUCAUGUGCUUCCAGGAGAUCACUUUUAUCUUAUGGAACCUUCCAAUGAGACCUUCAUCAGGAACUACAUAGCCAAGUGUCUAGAACUAACGAUGCUUUCCUCGUUUUAG